UGUAAGCAGUAAACAGGGGCGGGUAUAAUUAUAUUCAGUAUCUAGCUAUUAAUAUUCAUUAGAUGGGCAUUCAUAUUACUGAAUAAGGGUUUUGGAAGGGUGUUGUAGUAAAUGUGGGUAUUUACAUAUUAACUUAGAUGAAAGAGUGAGACAUGACGAACUCGGGGCUUACUCGACGACUGGGUCGAGGGGAAGGAGUACCGUGAGAAAGAAGUCCCUUUACUCAAUCCCCCCGGGUCCUCCUGCUCCUUCUUUCCAUCUCUAACAUGAUGGUCUUCCAGGCAUGGCGUAGCAGUCGAGAAACAAGACAGCCCAGACUUUCUGCCAGGAUUCAGAAGAGAAGAUGAAUGAGAACCAGUCACAAGGAUUUCCCGGUUCCCGAGCCUCACGUGAUAUCCUGGAUGGAACAAGAGGGAGAGCCACGUGUCCGGGAUUCCCAGGACUUGGGGGAAGCGGAGCUCCUAGGAGGCACCUGUGCAGCCGCCGGUGGAAGUGUGAGUGAGAACGAGGGAGAGACGCCCCAAGAGGGAGGCGCUGAGCCGCCGGGGCCCGUCUCUGAAAGCCUCAGGGAGGCUGUCUCGCAGAGCCCCGAUCCAGAGAAGAGUCAGAGCCGGCCAGAAAGGCAGCGGAGAAAGACCCCGGGCAAGAGGCUGGUUAAAUCCCCCACCCAGUGCGAGAAAGGCUUCCGGAAACUCAAGGACAUCCUGGUGCUGCAGCGAUCCCACUCCCGGCUGAGACCCACCAUCUGCAGCGAGUGCGGCAAAGGCUUCAGCCGAAGCUCCGACCUCAUCCGGCAUCAGAUCACCCACACUGGCGAAAAACCAUACACCUGUGCCGACUGCGGCAAAGGCUUCAGCCAGAACUCCAACCUGGUGACCCACCAGCGCAUCCACACCGGCGAGAAGCCCUACCAGUGCAGGGACUGCGAGAAACGCUUCAGCGAGAGCUCCGCCCUCAUCCAGCACCAGCGCACCCACACCGGCGAGAAGCCCUACAAGUGUGGGGAGUGCGGGAAGCGCUUCAGCGUCAGCUCCAACCUCAUCCGCCACCGCCGGACCCACACCGACGAGAAGCCCUACAUAUGCAUCGAAUGCGGCGAGAGCUUCCGCCACAAGUCGCAACUGAGACGGCACCAGAAGCUGCAUGGGGGGAUGGUGGUGCGACACCGUGGUGCCACCGGCCGGCAACGGCCCUUCAUCUGUAACGAGUGCGGCAAGAGCUUCAGCCACUGGUCGAAGCUGCUGCGGCACCAGCGGACUCACACCGGCGAGCGGCCCAGCACCUGCAGCGAGUGCGGCAAAAGCUUCAGCCAGAACUCGCACCUGGUGCAGCACCGGCGUACCCACACCGGCGAGAAGCCCUACCGCUGCGGUGACUGCGGCAAGAGCUUCAGCUGGAGCUCCAACCUCAUCCAGCACCAGCGCAUCCACACCGGCGAGAAGCCCUACCAGUGCGGGGAGUGCGGCAAGAGCUUCACCCAGAGCAAGAACCUCAUCAAGCACCAGCGCACCCACUCGGGCGCCCGUCCCCACCGCUGCACCGAGUGUGGCCGCGGCUUCACCCAGAGCACCAACCUCCUCAAGCACCAGCGGCUCCACGCCGCCCGCCAGAGCCAGCCCUGCCCCGAGUGCGGCCAGGCCUUCCGCGAGAGCGCGGAGCUGGAGCGCCACCGGGCUGAAGCCCACGGGCACGAGCCCUUCAUCUGCGUGGAGUGCGGGGAGAGUUUUGCCAAGAGCGCCACGCUCAACCGGCACAAGAGGGUCCACAAGCCCCUUUUCGUCCGCUGAACGACGGGCGUGGAGGGGGGCCGUGCCCGUCACGUGACCGUGCACGGCAUCAAGAUGCGCUCAGUGUGGUUCGGCACGUGGCUGGCUACAGCGUUGAUGCCUGCGAAGCAUGGCCAUGCCCGUCACGUGACCAGCCACAGCGUCGCCAAACGUGGGUGUCCACGGUAUUGACGUGUGCUGAGCAGGGCCCUCUACCAUAUCAACACGUUGAGCAUGCCUGUGCCAUCCAUGAUGUUGCUGAGCAUGCCUGUGGCCUGUCAUUUGACCUUCCAUGAUCUCAGCGAGCACUUAGAGUUGGCGAGUCACAUGGCUGUCUACGGCGUCACGUGGCCAUCCACUAGAUCGGGGCGGGUCGCGUGUGGCCGUCCAUGGUAUCAACAUUGUGGUCAAAGCCUUGGAAAGCAGACCUCAAAAAACUCACAGGGGACAGAGCUUACAGAUGUACAUAAGGUGGGGGGCAGGGACCAGGGUUGGGGGGGGAGGGGAUGUUUAAGGUAGAAGCCAUAAUACUCAAGGCACCACACAUCCUAGGGAAGCCAGCGUCUUGGGACAGGGGAGGGCGUCCUCUCCUGGGGGGUGACAUUAAAAGAUGGAUUGUGGAGGAGGAGGUGCAGUGUAGAAUAAAAUUCUGCUGUUUUGAGGGUGUAGAUUCUGUAUGGGUCAGGCUCGUUGGGAAGGAAAUGGUACCUUGGUUCCGUAUUUGGGGUCCUGCUCUGAGUGGGGGGCCCCAGGUAUUGUGCUAAUACCGAUAAUGAGGGUGGGGGAAAUCGCUUGAAUUAAUUAAAGGUUCUUUAUCCCUUCUAA
Messenger RNA from Caretta caretta (loggerhead turtle), 2591 nucleotides. The record is from RefSeq and is a predicted model, not a curated record. Lineage: Eukaryota; Metazoa; Chordata; Testudines; Cheloniidae.